This is a messenger RNA of Carassius auratus (goldfish), 4967 nucleotides long. RefSeq lists its product as uncharacterized. The record is from RefSeq and is a predicted model, not a curated record. The transcript has 3 exons. Bases 1687 to 4362 code for a protein of 891 amino acids. NCBI's taxonomy places the organism in Eukaryota, Metazoa, Chordata, Actinopteri, Cypriniformes, Cyprinidae.
UAAAAAAUUAUUCCGCAUUUUAGUUUGUUCAAUGUAAUUUUGUAAGUUGAUACAACUUGUAUUUUCUGCAUUUGUUCGUUCAACUUAACAUGUUAAGUUUUCACUAUCUCAACUAGUCAGUAAGUUGACUUAACUAGAGUAUGAGUCGCCUCAACUUAAAAACAUAUGCUGAACCAAGCUCUCAUUAUUUAUCGCGAGAUCAUGAGAAGCGCGAAACAGGUCUCGUUCAUCGGCAUUGCUGACAGCUGGAGAGUUCGUUGGCACAUGGCAGAUUUAUCUUCCAUCAACAUCAUCAAAUCUGGUAAGUAAAUAUUCGUUCAUAUUUGUGUAAUGACUUGUAAAAUUACAUCUAUGAAGUAAUCAUCCAUGUAUUUGUUUACAAUUUCAAUGUUUAUUGAUAACAUUCGACCAUUGCUAACCCAGUUUGGCCAGUCAUGUAGCCUAGCUAGUCAGCAAACUAAAGCUAAAAAUCUAGCCAACUAUUACUUCUUUUUUAUUUAUUAAUUUUUUAUUUAACGUAGGCUACAUUAUAUCAUUAAGUUGACAAAAUGUGGUUGCUAACGUUAGACGUUAAUUUCAGGAUAUUUCGAUCCUCUUGUAUUUAUAAUUUAUCACAAUAGACACAGUAAUGUACAAAUAUCUGCAUCUAAUAAUUCUGUGUGUGUGUGUGUGUGUGUGUGUGUGUGUGUGAGAGAGAGAGAGAGAGAGAGAGACUGUGUGCGAGACGGUGUGCUUCUGUGUGUGACAGAGACUGAGCGGGAAAUAAGUGGCAUAAAAAAUACAGCGUUUUCAUGUUCACUCUUCGUGUUCAAGUUCUUGGCGCCUAAAUAAGCGAGUCUAAUCACCAUUUAAGCAAAGCGCGUCGACGCGUGAGUACGAUAACAACGAGCUGACAAAUGUAACGUUAAUAGUGUAAAACUGUGUGAAUGGUGCAGCAGAAUUAUCCGAAUCCUCCGGUGUUCAAGCUGGAUGCUCCAGAACUGAAACGUCGUAGUAUAACCUUAGCUGUCAAGUGUAACUAACGUUAUUUAAAUGUCGAACUAGUUCAAAAGACUGGUCAGUUAUAUUACGUUUACUGUGGGAGAUGAUGUAACUAUAGCAACCGCUUCACCAUCGCUGUGUUUUUCCAAAAAUUAUAGUGGAAUGCUUAAUCAAGCUGUGUCUACACAAAUCGCCAAAUUAUACUGUGCUCUAAAAGCAUGUAACGUUUCUAGUCAAGCUUCGGGAUGUUCGUCAUAACUGCAUCUUUAAUGGACAGCUCUGUUGCUUAGAUAAGUUCAUCUUGUCACUGUUUAAACUGGCCUGUCAAUCAUCUUAUUACAGUUAACAUUAUCUUAAUUGUAGUUUAUCACCAAAUAUCUUGAUAUGUGUUUAUUAUAUAUCUCUUACAAUGAAAUAAGGGUAUGUUCAUAUUGUUCACCCCUACUAUUUAGGAUGACUCGUGAAGUAUAGUAUCAAAUAUAGUAAAGUUUAGUAGCUUAAACCUUUACAGUAACAGUAAUAAAAAAAAAUUAGAUUAGCCUAUACAAUGUAUAUUUUAAAAUGAAUUCCAUGCCGUUUAGCAAAAUCAGUUACAGCUUUUAUUUAUAAAUUCUAAUGUAAAUCUAGCUUACUGCAAGUGUCUCAGACAGCCACCAAUCUAACACAGCAGUACUGCAAGCAGUGUGGGGCAUUUGCCCUUAACCAAUGAAGUGGAGCUGCAAGUUCUGCUAUUUCACGACAACCAAUCAACUCAUUGUGAUAAGGCACUACAAGCUGAAGCACUGCAGUCACGCAAGUAACUAUCCACUUCCCUGCAUCUAUGAAGACUGUGCGUGUUCAUUUAGAACUGAGUUUGCACUAAGAAAACAUUUGGCCAGGGACCAUAAACAAUCUGUCCGGCUCUCUGCUGCAGCCUUUACAUUGAAGUGUGAUCUUUGUGCUUUCUCAGAGACCUGUGGAAUUACUCAAUAUUUCACACACUUAAAGACUCAUCUCAAAAACAGAGAGAGUGUGAAAUGUCCUUUUCAAAACUGCACCUUUCAGUCUAGAGUGUAUAGUACAUUUCAAGCUCAUAAGAGUAAAAAACAUCAGCAGUGUGGAGUAAAUUUUUUUCGUACAGACAUUUAUCAAGCUUGCACUCCAGAUCUUCCAGACUCUGAAAAUACCGAUUUUGAAGACAAUCCAACACAUUUGUAUGAUCUGGACCUCUCAGCAUCUCUGUUAUCUUUACCGUGUGAAGAAAAUGUGCAAGAUUUACUACAUCGAAAACUAGCAUCAUUCUUUCUUCGGUUGCAAACAGUUCUUCAUGUUUCCAAAGCAGCAACCCAGGAAAUUGUAAAUGAACUUGCCAGCAUUUUCGCAGUUGCAGAAGAGUUUACACCAAACAUAAUUGAAGAUGUUUUAAACAAGCACAACUGUGCAAUAAGUGAUACAGUUAUCAGUGCCAUAAAAGAGAUAAUUGUGAAAGCAAAUCCAUUCAGUUCUCUGACAAAGAGUGGCCCUUUAAGCACAGAAUACAAACGGACAAUUUUUUACAAGGAACACUUUCAAGUGAUUCAACCUGUUGAAUAUGUUCUAGAUGCGUCGACUUCAAGAAAGUGUGUUUAUAUUCCUGUUUUGCAAACAUUGUCAGUACUGUUAAACCGUAAUGAUGUUCUAGAUAAACUUUUGCAGACAGAAGACCGGGAAUAUUUUCCAGAAUGGGCCCAGUUUAAAUCAUACAGGGACGGCCUAUAUUGUAAAGAGAAUCAGUUGCUUUCUUCAGAAGAUUUAAGUAUAGCUUUGGGAUUGUAUAUAGAUGAUUUUGAAGUAUGUAAUCCAUUAGGAACAUCUAGAAAGAAACAUAAGAUCUGUGCAGUUUAUUGGGUGCUUUCAAAUUUACCAAUUCGGUAUAGGUCUUCUGUCCAGUCAAUAUACCUGGCAUGCCUUUCCUACAGCAGUGAUGUGAAAAAAUAUGGUUACAGUGCCAUUCUUGAGCCGAUGCUGAAAGACAUAGAAGUACUAGAAAAUCAAGGAAUAUAUGUUCAAAAACUGGGAGAAAAUAUUAAAGGUACUGUACUGUAUGUCUCUGCAGACAAUUUGGGUGCGCACUCACUUGGUGGCUUUCAGGAAAACUUCAAUGUGGAUAAAUUUUGUAGAUUUUGUUUGGCCAGCCGCUCAGAAAUUAACAUUCAUAAAGUAAGCGAUGGUUUGUUUCCACUCAGAACAACCGAAGUUCAUGAAAACAUUCUUCUGGAAUUAAAGGGGACAGAUUUGUUUUCUGUGGAUGGUGUAAAAAGAGACUGUGCACUUAAUAGACUCUCUCAUUUUCACACAAUUCAAGGAUUCCCCCCAGAUUUCAUGCAUGAUGUAUUGGAAGGGGUGGUACCGAAGGAACUGAGUUUAUGCCUUAAAUCCUUCAUUUCAAAACAUUAUUUUUCUUUUGAUGAUCUUAACUCAAUUAUUCAGUCCUUUCCUUUUAAAAGUUCUGAUAAAAUUAACAGACCUCAACAAAUUCCAAAAUCUUUUGCAAUAAAACGCACUAUAGGGGGUAACUGUCAUGAAAACUGGACUUUAUUGCGAUUCUUGCCAUUGAUGAUUGGUGACAAAGUACCAGAGAAUGACAAAACAUGGCAAAUUGUUUUGGAACUAAAAGACAUUGUUGAACUUCUGUCAUGUGGACAUUUCUCUGAAGAGACAUUGCACUACUUGGAGUUUAAAAUCUCAUCUCAUAGGUGCUUGUUAAAAGAAGUCUUCCCUGACUUCAGUCUUUUACCGAAACAUCAUUUUCUCGAACAUUACCCUGAACUUGUUCGUAGAUUUGGACCAUUGGUAGAUUUCUGGACCAUUCGCUUUGAAGCCAAGCACAGCUGUUUUAAAAGAGUGAUUCAUGAUGUUCGGAACUUUAAAAAUAUCUUACUCACUCUGGCUACAAAGCAUCAGCUUACAUUAGCAUACUGUCUAGACCAACCCAGUCUUUUUAAACCAGACUUGGAAGUUGAGCAUGUUGCUUUUGUUUCUGUGGACACUCUGGAGCACUCUAUGAAACGAGCUAUAGAGGACAAAUUUUCAAAUAUCACCACGGUAUCUCUUGCAAGUCAUGCAUCUCUCCAUGGGACUAAGUAUGCAGAAGGAAUGUUCCUGUCAGUGGGACAAACAAGUGGAAUGGCUGACUUCGCCAAGUUGGUUAAGAUUUUGAUAGUGUCCAACAGAGUGUCAUUCAUCAUUGAACCUUACAUUUCAUGGCCCAUUGAGCACUUAAGGUGUUAUGAACUGGAAAAAAGACUUGCCCCUGUACUAAAGGUUGUGGAAUCACAUGAACUAAAUGGACACCACCCCCUCAACCCAUACAUGCGAGAAGGCAAAUUAAUGGUGGUUCCAAAGACCAACCUUCUUUAUUAGGGUUGUAAAGCUUCCACUCCAACUUCAAAAUGCUUCUUCGAGUGAUCGUCUCUGAACGGGACAUUCAAAAAAUUACACUUGACACUGUCCCUGACACAGUCCAUGGUUUCAAAGAGGUGCUGAGAAGCAAACUGCAGCUAAGAGACAGUUUUGAUCUUCAGUAUGAGGAUAAUGAUUUUCAUGAUUUUUGCAACCUUACUUCUGUUACUGAUCUGCCCAAGGACAAGGCGACACUGAAAAUCCUGUUCAGUCCCUCUGAUACAUUUUCAGACUCAAGUUUGGACAUUGCAGUAUUGCCUGUAUCACAAUCUCCAUCAACAUCGACUCAAAUCAGCAGCUAUGUCUCAGAAAUAAAACAGAGUCGUUCACAUCCAUGGCCUGCUGUCUUUACUAUCCCCAACUUCUCAUAUGAUGUUGAGCUGAGACUGAAGCAUGGUAACGAGGCUUACAGUUCAGAUGGAACUCUUCUGACAAUGUCUCGAGACAUGCAGACAGAAAUACUGGAUAAACUUGCUGAAGCAGUGUUCGCUUACAAAGCUUACCCAGAUAAAGAGGAAAUCAAAAAUGUGGCUGUUGCACUCAUUGAAAAACACCCUUGUCUGAAU